AUGUCUCUCCUCAAAGUCUCAGGCACCAAACUCGUCGACGAAGCUGGCAAUGAAGUGGUUCUCCGGGGCGCUGGCCUCGGAGGCUGGAUGAACUGCCUGUGGCCACCAGCUUCUACUUAUAACUCUGCAGGCUAUCCUGGAUGUGAAUACCAAAUUCGUGAGGCAUUGGCUCAAACCAUCGGGCAAGAAAAGUCCGACUUUUUCUUCGACAAAUUCCUCGAGUAUUUCUUCCAAGACCCCGACGCGAAGUUCUUCAGCAGCCUCGGACUGAACUGCAUUCGAUUGCCGUUCAAUUACCAUCACUUCGAAGAUGACAUGAACCCACGCGUGCUGAAGGAGUCAGGUUUCAAGCAUCUCGAUCGUGUUAUCGAGCUUUGUGCGCAAAACAAUAUCUACACAAUUCUUGACCUGCAUACUGCGCCAGGAGGUCAGAACACAGACUGGCACUCUGAUCACGGCGGCCACAUUGCGAACCUCUGGAACCAUAAGGACUUCCAAGACCGCACCAUUUGGCUGUGGGAGAAGCUCGCGGAGCAUUACAAAGACAACAAAUGGAUUGCAGGCUACAAUCCACUCAACGAACCCACCGAUCCAACCCACACACGCCUCAUCGCCUUCUACGACCGUCUGCACGCCGCUAUUCGCGCUAUCGACCCCGAUCACGUCAUAUUCCUCGACGGAAACACUUUCGCUUCAGACUUUUCACGCUUUGGUGACGCACACAAGAAUUGGGACAAUACUGCGUACUCGAUCCACGAUUAUUCUCUCUUUGGCUUCCCCAGCGCACCGGAAGCGUUCGUAGCGAACGAAACGCAACUGAGACGAUUGCGAAGGAGCUACGAGAAGAAACGCGAAUGGAUGGAUGAACGUGGACUGUGUGUUUGGAACGGUGAAUGGGGCCCAGUCUACGCACGCAAGCAAUAUGAUGGCGAAGCAACCGACGAGAUCAACGCAACGCGAUACCAAGUUUUGAAAUCUCAGCUCGACCUCUAUAAUCAGGACAGAUGCAGUUGGUCUAUCUGGCUCUACAAGGACAUAGGCUUCCAAGGAAUGGUGCAUGUCGCAACCACGACGCCGUAUAUGACCAUUUUCGAAUCAUUCCUCGCAAAGAAGCACCGACUCGCGACUGACGCUUGGGGUGCCGAUGACGCACAAGUUAGACACAUCUAUCAGCCUCUCAUCCAGCACAUCCUCGAUGAGAUCCCAGAGCCCAAUCGCGCACUCUACCCACACCCAAUCUGGCGCUUGUCCGAUCGCGUCACUCGGCUUUCUCGUAACAUUCUCGUUGCCGAGUAUUUGGUGAAGGAGUGGGCAGACCACUUUAUUGGCAAGAGCACGGAGGAGCUGGAUGAAAUUGCUGCCAGCUUCAAGUUUGAAGCUUGCAACAAGCGGGAGGGAUUAAACAAGAUCUUGACCGAUAACGCCAAACUUGUCGCUUAA
Mycena indigotica is the source of this 1440-nucleotide messenger RNA. RefSeq names its product Glycoside hydrolase family 5 protein. Gene Ontology annotation, molecular function: beta-glucosidase activity. The transcript has 6 exons. The record is from RefSeq and is a predicted model, not a curated record. Bases 1 to 1440 code for a protein of 479 amino acids. Gene Ontology annotation, cellular component: cell surface; extracellular region. NCBI's taxonomy places the organism in Eukaryota, Fungi, Basidiomycota, Agaricomycetes, Agaricales, Mycenaceae. Gene Ontology annotation, biological process: glucan catabolic process.